AGAUGGUUCUGCUCACACCAUGAAACAAAGUUACCCACCACAGCCCUGUACUCCGUCAGUAUAAUGAAGCUGCUGUAAAGAGAAUAUACUGUGUUUUUUUUUUCAAACUUUCACGUGUCUCACGUGCAGUUUUUGGAGAUAAAGUCAAAAUAUUUUUUUCAAAUGAUUUAAAUAUGUAAAAUUACAAAAAACGUCCAUCUUUGGCUGCAGUGAGCAGAGGGGAAUGAGCUGUAGUUCGCGUUCCGGCCGGUGAGUGGCAGCAGAGUGUCGUGGCGCGUUCACACCACCGGAAGUGGUAGAAGAAGAAGGAAAUCCCAAACAAACCUUCCACAUGUGGCUCUGUGGACAAACUACAGCUAAAAUUUAAAACUACAAGAUAAAACAGUUGUUUUAAGUGAAAAUGGACGACGAAGAUACGCCGCUGCCGUACCUCCACGUUGCUGCACAUGUCUGUGAUCUCUGUGUGUUCAGGCCGGGUUCAGGGAGCCCUGCGCUCAGUGCUCAGCGGUGGACUGGGGCGUUUCAGACGAGGGGCGUUUCUACUGCAGAUCCUGCCACAUCGUCAUCGAGAGAACCAAAGAGGUGGUGGACCCGUCCUACGCUCCCGGCUCCUCCAGGAUCUCCACCAUCGGCAGAGGAACCAAGACCAAGAAGCCGGAGCGUGGUCGUCGGUGGAUGAUCUGCGAGGGUUUCCAGUUCAUCCUGAGAAACCAGGCCAACGCUCUGCUCAGACUGGGAGUCAAUCCGCACUUCAAGGACGAGGUGCUGUGUCAGCUGUGGAGGCUCUACCUGCAGAAGAGUCGACAGGCCUACACCCACAACCCCGUGACCACCGCCACGUUCAAAGUGCGAGGUCCGGACUCGGACAGCGCAGCUGAGUCGUCCGUCGUGUCGGCCGGUGAGACGGACGCAGAGGCGAACCUGUCCAGCGCCGCCGGGUCCAACGCAGAGAGCUCCAGUGAUUGGUCGCUGUGUUCGGGCUCCGUGGACGCCGCCAGCUACCUGUCGCCUCGGCUGAGGCGGACCCGCAGUCUGAUGACCAUGAUGAAGACUCUGGCUCUGAUCCACCUCGCUCUGAUCUGGAUCCGCGAGCCGCUGACGCUCAGCGACCUGCUCAGGUUGGUGAAUGAAGGUCACGUCCCGUACGUGAACGCUUACGAAGAGCUUCCUGACGAGAUGAAGCUCGAGGGCAAAGAUUCUCUCAUCUUCAGAGUCGAGAGUGUCCCGUCUCACCGGGUGGUGCAUCAGGAGGCUCAGACUCUGGUUCAGUUCCUGCAGCUUCCUGCUUUUCCUCCAAUCAGCCAGCAGAGUCUGCUGCACCCGGCUCUGCUCAGCAUGCGCUACCUGACCGACGCCAACCUGCCCGAUGAGCUCCACCUGUGGGUCUGCAGGCUGAUGAAGCGCGCCGGUAUGGCGGAUCAAACAUUCAACACAUUCGACGCCUCGUCUCACCCCGUGCUGCCGCGGUACGACAUCCAGGCCGCCGCCCUCAUCAUCAUCACCAUGAAGCUCAUCUUCGGCCUGGACGACCACACUGAAUGGGAUUUAUCCAACGAAGCGAGUGACCGUGACCGCACAGGAAACAUGUUUAACCUGAGGAGGUGGUACCGGCUGCUGCAGGCCGCUCUGAUCCGAGCGCGGCAGAGGAGACGCCGCGACGUCGCCAGGAAACAGUGGAUGGCCACGAAACCUCUUUACCCAAACAGGAAGGACAAAAGUGUCGUGAUGAAGAAGAAAAGAGUAGCAGAGCAGGUGCAGGUCUGUUUUGAGAAGCUGUCCUCUCGUCCGGCGGGCGUCGAGCGCGGCGAUCCUUCCAGCUUCUGGUUCUGCUGGGGGGACGAGGACGGAGCCGACGGUCCCAGUCUGCACCAGAAGAAGCUGGACGGAGUCUUGACCCUGAAACACAACGUCCUGACUCCCUCUAACGCCGCGUACUGGCACCCGGCACUCAGACCCUGCAACCCCCGGAAGUGCCGGAGUCAUUACUCGGAGGUGGAGCCGACGCUGCCUCGGACGUUCGUCUGGCUGCUGCAGCUCUUCUCCUUCCUGCUGGACGUGAAGCCGGCGUACCUGUACGAGGAGGUGCUGAGGGUGGAGAGGCGAGUGGUCGGCAGCAAAACGCCCAGGACGACGGCGACGACCGGACCUCAGACCAGGACCGCCGCUCGGACCAGGACCAGGACUGAGACCAGGACCGGAGCUCGGACCAGGACCAGAGCUCAGACCAGGACCAGGACCAGAGCUCAGACCAGGACGCCACAGAGAGGACGAGAAACUGGAGAAACAUGAGAAACCUUCAGUUUGUUCGUUGGAGCUCAGCGUUUCCUUCGGUGCGUUCAGGGACGCUCCGACAUCAGAGGACUGGCGGGUUCGUCAGAAAACCCAGAAAAACCCGGAGCCUUAAAGACACGUGACGUGAAAAAUCCGUUUCCCGGCUUGUGAUGCUGUGUUUCGUCUCUUGUUGCGAGCUAAAUGUGUCGUUUUUGAGUAUUUUUUUACAUCAGAAUCCGUCUUUUCUCUUCCUGUAAAAACAGUUUCGACGACUCAUCGUGACCUCAGCGGCGGUUAACGUCUCCCAUCGGAUGCCGACCCGCCCGCCGUAUACAACCACACCUGACCGUUAGCGAGCGGUUAGCUAGCAGGUUGGAUUUCAGCUCGUCACGUGACGGAAGCUGAAGCCUGUCCCGCUCUCUGAUUGGCUGCUGUCGCUCCACGUUGAAGCAGCAUCGGCUCAGGUGUGUUUUACCUGCGGCGUGAUGCUCAGUGUCUUUAAUAAAUCCAAACGUCUGAAACUGAAUCUGGAAACGAUCAGCUGAUUGUCAGGAAGAUGAUUUUUGUCGUUUGAAUCGUUUUCUCUCUUUUCUGUUCGGUUUUCUGAAUAUCUUCGGACUGUUGGACAGAAUCUUUUUCAACACGUCGAAAUGGGUUUUUGGAAGUUGUGAUUGACGUUUAAUCGAUAAUAACUGUCCGCCGCAGUCCUCCACCGACACGUGAGUCGGCUGCCGAACGAGUCUCUGGAUUUGUUCUUUGAUCAGAAGCUUCAGACAGAGUUGUUGUUGUACGGCUUUACCUGUAAAUAAAUAAUACAACUGUACGCACGUGUGACAACUUAUUAUGUUAUUAAUAUGCUGAUGUCCCUCAAAGGCAGGUAACAAAGAACUCCACACACCUGCUGCUGCACCUGAACGCCUCAUUAAAGGACAUGAAUAAAUAAA
Messenger RNA from Siniperca chuatsi (mandarin fish), 3215 nucleotides. It is a transcript of the gene taf1b, whose product is annotated as TATA box binding protein (Tbp)-associated factor, RNA polymerase I, B. The record is from RefSeq and is a predicted model, not a curated record. Gene Ontology annotation, molecular function: RNA polymerase I core promoter sequence-specific DNA binding. NCBI's taxonomy places the organism in Eukaryota, Metazoa, Chordata, Actinopteri, Centrarchiformes, Sinipercidae. Gene Ontology annotation, cellular component: RNA polymerase transcription factor SL1 complex; RNA polymerase I core factor complex. The transcript is spliced from 15 exons. The coding region runs from base 676 to 2289 and encodes 537 amino acids. Gene Ontology annotation, biological process: nucleolar large rRNA transcription by RNA polymerase I; RNA polymerase I preinitiation complex assembly.